This is a messenger RNA of Branchiostoma belcheri (Belcher's lancelet), 6411 nucleotides long. Its product is annotated as thyroid adenoma-associated protein homolog. Gene Ontology annotation, biological process: tRNA methylation. Lineage: Eukaryota; Metazoa; Chordata; Leptocardii; Amphioxiformes; Branchiostomatidae. The transcript has 41 exons. The record is from RefSeq and is a predicted model, not a curated record. Bases 183 to 5915 code for a protein of 1910 amino acids. Gene Ontology annotation, cellular component: cytosol.
GUGUAAUGAUGCUCCGAAUAAGAAACUUAUUAUUCGAUGACGAUCACCCUACCCAAGCAUGGCGGCCUCCUUGAACAGCUGAUUCUACAAUCACACAAGACUUUUUGUGCUCCCUUCCUUACUCACAGUCUAACUCGCCAACCGUGGCAAUGCUAGAACGUGAAACCUAGCCGUACUUUGCGAUGGAAGGGAUCCUGUCUCGUAUAGAGCUUGCCCUGGCAAAUCUGUCGUUGUCAUGUGACGAUCUGGGCCCGACUGCCUCCCCUGGCGCUUCUUCUUUGAUCCAGACCCUCGAAAUCUUUCGCCAGUUUCACAGGGAAUCUGAGGACAACAAGAAGCAGGUGCUCCUGGACCAGCUCCACAAACAGUUGGUGCCCCUGAGGGAGCUCCCACAAUGCACCAGUCAACUGGAGGCUGUCCAGGCCCUGAGCGACGGGGUCUGCCGACUGUACUUUCAACAUGUAGGACAGAACAGGAACGUUGCAAAAAGAGCUGUCAAGGUCCUGAAGGUGCUGCACAAACUAGAUAAGUCAAGCAUCGCCUCAAGACUUAAGGAAGAAUGGAAUCUUCUUCUUACAGAUGUGUGGUCUUUAAGUGACCUCCAGAAAGUAUUCCAGUUAUUGGACGAGCCAGUUCUAGUCAGGGAAUACAUUCAGGAUUUGUGGCCUCAGCUUCUGCUCAGUUUGGCUGGGACCUGGCAGCAACUCCACCUAGAGAUCAGCUCCAGUACUGCACCAGCACUGAUGAUUGACAGGUGCUAUUUAGCCACAAAGAUCUCCUUGCAGCUGUUCCAGGUGCUUUCCUCAGGUGAUGUUGGAAUACAGCAGGUGUGUGAAGUGGGGACAGACACACCUGCCAUCCAUGUCAUCAGUAGCACCCUGCUGGAAGUCAUCUUCAGCCAGGUUUGCAGUCUGGACUGUAAGCUGUUUGCCUCAAAUGCUUUGGGUUUCUUGUUAAACAUGUCAAGCAACCUCAAGGAGGCAGCAGGAACUGCCAAUAAACUUACACAAGCACCAGAAAAAGAAGGACAUCAAACAGUGUCCACUGGAGAUCUAAGGUUCGAGGUGACUGUUCCCAGGCUCACUGCUACUGACCAGUCCUGGUGUCAGGUAGUACUGGUCAGGGGACUGCUCACCUGUGUUAGACUGGACAUCCUGCUCCAACAGGUGCAGGACAGUCAAACACACCAACAGAAGAGUCUGUUCUUUGAUGUCCUGUUUCCUCUGGUGACCAAGUUCUGUGGUGAUGUUGGUGUCGGUGAUAUCCAGUAUCACGCCUUCUAUGCUCUGGAACAGUGGCUGAAGAGAGCCAGGACAGAUCUCCCCCACGUUCAUGCCACCUCAGGGAGACAUUUCCACACUGAUGGACCCGUAACUACCACUGUGAUGCAGUGUCUGUGGAACAACUGGGAAAAUCCUAUUGUAGGAGUCCCAGACUUGGUAAAGUCUGCUUUUGGUUUGUUACUGGCCUUACAUCAGGAGGAAAACACACUGGCUGGACAUACACGCAGCAUGCUGUUUGAGGACCUGUUUGUGAAGCUAGCAGGAACAUCCUGGCAUGUGAAGGGCAGAUACAUCCUUCUGGUGGAGCUCAUCCCUUAUGUGCAGGUGUUACAGGUGCUGAGGAGCCAAAACCACAUCCCCACCCAGCUGGUACAGGCACUGUCCACCAAUCACAUCGCUCCUGCCAGCUCAGAUGUGUACAGGGCCUUCCUGGUGGCAACUAGGGAAGCAUAUCAGAAAGACGAGACGGCCGCAGCUGAAGUCUGGAGGGACGUCUGGCUGGAAACAUUCAUGUCUGCCAUUUGCAACACAAAUCACCUGAUACGACACAAUGCUAUGCAGCACUGGGUCCCCUGCACCCUGCGGCUGUUUCCCCAGGUGUUGUCAGUCAUCACCACACGACUACAGGACAGGACAUGUCUGGUCUCCGGUACCAUCAGGCUCAGGGCACACAUGGCAGUACUCAAGGCUGCCAGAACUCUCAACAUUGUGUCCACCCAUGAUAUGGCCAGUGAUGUGAUCAGGGAGGCCCUGUGGCACAGUGAGGAGGACGUCAGGGCAGAGGCUUUCUCCAUCAUCUGCUCCCAUCCUAAGAAAUCAGAUCCCCUCUCCAGUGCAGAGGUUGGUCUCCUGCAGGAGUUCCUGCCCCUGAACAUGAAUAGUGAUGCAGCAGCCUUCAGGCAGGUCGUCUGUAACAACAUGAGGAAACUCAUGGUCAGACUCAGGGAUGGCAGCUGGACUUUACUGAAGAAGAUUCUGAAGACAAAGGCAACCGCCUCUAACAAUGAAACAAAAACCCAGUUGAUGCAGAUCAUAGGGUUUGUGGAUUGGCUUGUUGACCUGUGUGUGAUGUCCACCUUCCCUGGUGCCUGCUACCAGAGGAGAAAAACAGCACUGGAACUGCUGUGGAUUGUGUAUGACCACCUGACUUCUGAUUGGGGAAAUGAGCCCAAGACAUCUGCAAACUAUCAAACUCUCUUAAACUGGGCCAGAGCACAAGGAAGCUGGGAUUUCUUUGCAGAGAGGAAUGCAGCUGCCUUGCUGAACUGCAUGGAAGAUGGAUCAACUGAGGUGCGUGAGCUGGCUUACCACCUCCUGCUCACAUCCUUCCCCACCCCCUGGUGCUGGUGGGGCCUGGGGGAGGGGGAGACAGGGGACAGGCUGUUCAGUCAUGCCAGGCAGCUGCUCCACAGCCCUAAGGCUCAGGAGUGUGAGGCCGGGGCACUCAUCAUCAAACUUAUCUUCAACAAACUCUCCAUACAGAGGGGACUGGAUGUUUUUGGUGAGAGCGUUUCUGACUCAGGCAGUGCCCCUGUCAGGUUUAUCCAGGGAUUGCUGGGCCUCCUACAGGAGCAACACACGACGGCCACCUCCAACCUGCUGCAGGCUGCCAGACAGGCUCCCAUGCAUGGUGUUCUGCUGGCACUGAGACAGUGCCUGUCCUCACCUGCCCUCUGGGUACAGCACAGGUCUGAGGAUGUGGGACAGCUGAGGUGCCAGGUCAGUGACCUUGUGACAGCUGUGGAGGCUGUUCUGAGUCUGGUACUCAAGGCUCUAGCAGGGGUCAAGGGUCAGGAGGAAGAGGAAGACUCUGAGGUUUCCCCGUCCUUUGCUGACAUGGGCGAGGCCAUCAGCAGUAUCAUCUGUGAGAGCGGAGACCAGGAGGGGGGGCAGGACGACAUCGCACUGACGCCUGAACAUGAGCUGGUGCUGGCCUGCUGCUGGCUCAAUAUCAAGGAGGCAGGCCUUCUGCUGGGUCAGCUGGUGGACAGUGUACUACAGAAUGACUGUGAACUGUUGACUCCUGAACAAGUGCAAUUCAUAGGCAGGAUGUACGUUAGGAUCCUCACACAGUGUAGGCACAGGGGUGCAAUAGAGAGUUGCAACAUUGGAUUCCUGAUGGUUUGUAAAAGGCUGCUAAGCCAUUCUGAUGCACAAUUGGCAGCCAUACCUGCACAAAUACUGGAUCAGGUGCUGGAUGUUAUCUCGGGGAAUAGAAGUACAUCAAACAUUACCCGCCGUAGUGCAGGGCUCCCCCUGCUGGUUCAGGCCAUUACUGCAUCUGAGCCCAGGGGAAAUUACAGACCGCUCCUGAGAAGAGCUGUGCAGGUUCUGCUGACCACUGCACAACUGCCCUUGUCUCAGGAUGAGGACCACACUGUCGACAUUCCUCAGGUACAUGCGCUGAAUGUCCUGAGAGCGCUGUUUUCUGACUCGACCCUGGGGGCGGCCAUGUUGGGCCACAUCUCUGACGCCGUCAUCCUGGCCAUCAGUGGGUUCUCCUCACCUGUCUGGGCCAUCAGGAACGCAGCCAUGCAGCUAUAUGGCACUCUCUUGAUCAGGAUGCUGGGGCCCAAACGUGUGAGAGACGAGCACUCAGCAGAGAACACCAUCACAGCUCGAGAGUUCUUCACGCGCUGGCCAGGCCUGCGACUGUUCUUACUGCAGCAGCUGACGGAGGCGGUGGGGAGGCAGGGGGAGGGGAGGUUCUACCUGCACCCCGGGCUGCAGCCGGUACUCAUCCUCCUGUCCAAACUGGGCCCAGGGAUAGAGGACGUGGAACACAGGAAGCUGCUGUCCCAAUUUGUGAGUCCUGUGAUGGCCCAGGCCAGCAGCCCCCUGCUGUCCGUCCGCGUGCUGUGUGCACGUGCGCUGGUGCCUCUGGUGAGCGUGCAGACACAGGUGCAGGUGAUGUGUGGCAUCCUGGAGAAGAUGGCAGCUGCACCUGGGGAACAGGUGCAACAGAACGGCCUGCAUGGAGCCAUCCUGCAGGUGAUGCACCUGCUGCAACAAUGGAAAGAUACCACAAGGAAAGACUACCUCCAGGAGAGCAGAGGUAUCCUGCAGGCCAUCCUGGCCAGGUCCUGGGUGGCCACGUCCUCCAACCCCUGCCCCGUCACCCGGACAGACUACCUGAAACUGCUCCUGUCUGCUGCCCAGUCGUGUGACACCUGUGUGGAGAGAGACAGGGUGUUACUGACACUGAAGGAUGAGGUCUCCACCGUGACAUCAAAUGUGGAUUCCAGCUGUCAGCCAGUGGCCAGCGAGCUGCUGCUAAAAACUGCAGCAUCAGUUUCACUCCAGCUUCUGACGCUGAACUCUGUCCCCGCGGAGACCCAUCAGCAGCUGACUGGCUCCCUCCUGCUGUCUGCCUGUGUGGACGUGAGGAGAGCGACCCUCCUGCACAUCCAGGACCUGACGUCACGGGAGGACCUGGCCGCGUGGCUGUGGAUCCUGCCGAUACUACAACAGCAGUUGGAAAAGGAGACCGACCUUUUGUGCUUGGAGCUCUGCCUGGACAACUUUGUGGUGUUUCAUACGUCCAGACAAGAGUUACCACCCUGCACGACUUUCCCCACUUCUCUGUGGACUGUGGUUAUGCAGUUUGCACAGGGACAUAAGGGAACAUCAGUCUGUGCCAAAGCCCUUCCUGUGUUAGCCAUUGGUUUACAUCAACUUCUGCAUUCUAAGGCACACAGCAGCAGAGAGGAGCUGCAGAAGUGGUCCCAGCUGAUGGAGGCAUACAGCCACCCCCUCCAGCCGGAGCCCCUCAGGGUGGGGGUGGGCAGGGCACUGCAGCAGGUGGGGGUGGGGGUGAUGGAGAGGAUUGCUCAGGAGCAGCAGGAGGAGGACAUGGAGGUUGUACUCAGGUUGACUCGGGCGACGUUAGCCCUGCUGCAGGACGAGGUGCGGGAGCCCAGGACACAGGCGACAUCAUUUGCUGCUCUCCUUCCCAGGACACCCUCAGUUGUCCAGUACCCAAACAUCCACACCACAGCUGCAAUCAGGGUCCUGCUUGCCUACCUGGUGGACAGGUUCUGGUGGUCUCCAUCCGUGUGGAGGUACUUCCUCACCACCCUGUACCCUGAUGACCCCAUCUCCACCAUCUCCCAGCAUGCCUGCACGGGCUCCACCCACCUGUUUGAGCAGGAGGAGGUCAACGUGUAUGCAGAGGUCAUCACCAUGGCAAAGCUCAUCAAGGACAGCUUCAGGAACCUUGUCAUUAAGCAAAGUCAGGAGAAUUCUGCACCUGCCUGGGACAUUAACUACUUCACAUGUGCCAUCAAGGAAGUCAGGGAGAAACUGUCUCUCAUUGUCCCUCAGGUAGAAAAGGAAAGACAUGCAGGUUUACUGGGAGUGACAGGGUACAGCAAGCCCCUGGCAGCACUCUUCUGCUACCUCCUGUAUGUGGACUGUCUCUUCUUUCAAAUACGUCAUUGUCAACUUCCCAAUGAGUCUGACAUGGUGGAAGAACAGGUACAAGACAUCAAGUGCCACCUGUUUCAACUGCAGAAGGUGCCUGCCCUGCAUCCAAUCCUACAUGCUGUCCUCAGCCCUACUGGUCUGUUCUCCCUACAACUGGAUCUAGGGACUGCAAACGUAUCAACAAAACAGACUAGUCAUGUGUCUUGAUGUGAUGUUGUAGAUAGGAACAAGUAAUGACUUCACGUAUCCUGGUGUUUUAUUAAUGUCGGCUCACAUAAUGGAGAGGUACACAUAGUAAUGAAGACUAACCAUGAGCCUCGUAACAGCCAACUUGUUGCUCAGGAUAUAAUGAGCAAGCUGUUGCUGGUGUAGAGAACAAAUACUGCUUCACAGAGACUCCACAAUCUACUGUAAGCCUGAAUGAUAAUCUCAAGCACUGGCAAAGAGGGACAGGUUCUCAGCUGAAGUGUCAGUUGUUCUGUCUGAACUGAGACAUGGACCAAAUGUACAUGUACAUGUAUGCAUUUAAACUUUUUACUUCAUAAAGCCAAGAAUUAUUAGAGCCAUACUGUGCAAUUUUACCUGGUUAGAAUAUUUUUACUUGCAAAAUGGAAAAUUUUAGUAAUAAAAGUUAUCUUUUAAUGUCUUUUGUGGUCCACACUGUAGAACAUAUACUCUUCUGAGCAACAAUUUUGUAUUGUAU